AUUUUCAGAAAUAUAUGCUGCUUUUUUGCCCGGAGUGCGGUUCAUCAUUGCAAGUUGAGGAGGGUUCCAAUUGUUAUCAGUUCACUUGUCAUAACUGUCCAUACGUACAACCAAUUACAAAACUUAUAAAGAGCCGUUAUUAUCCGAAGCUGAAAGAUUUGGACGAAGUGCUUGGUGGUCCUGGCGCGUGGGAGAACGCUCAAAUUACAGACGAACGUUGUCCUCGUUGUGCUGGUGAUCGAGCAUAUUUUAUGCAAUUGCAAACGCGUAGUGCUGAUGAGCCAAUGACUGUUUUUUAUCGUUGUGCCAAUUCGGAGUGUGCGCAUCGUUGGAAAGAAUAAUCAAUAUAAGCGUGUAUUGUUGUAGUUGUACACUUCUCGUGUUAUUAAAUUAUUUGCUAUGUUGACAAUUUGUCCAUCACGUGAAAUAAAUGGAACAUUUCAUGAAGUCUUUUUGUGAAAACUUAUUAUGG
Messenger RNA from Loa loa (African eye worm), 472 nucleotides. Its product is annotated as DNA-directed RNA polymerase III polypeptide. Gene Ontology annotation, biological process: termination of RNA polymerase III transcription; DNA-templated transcription. The record is from RefSeq and is a predicted model, not a curated record. The transcript has 3 exons. NCBI's taxonomy places the organism in Eukaryota, Metazoa, Nematoda, Chromadorea, Rhabditida, Onchocercidae. Bases 15 to 341 code for a protein of 108 amino acids. Gene Ontology annotation, cellular component: RNA polymerase III complex. Gene Ontology annotation, molecular function: zinc ion binding; DNA-directed RNA polymerase activity; nucleic acid binding.